AUGAACGCGCUCAGCAAGCAAUUCGGCCUUGAUGCGGUGCACCGUAUACUGCUCCAUGCCCAUCGCGUGACUUUCGACGAAUGGGUGCGAGGACCGACGAAAGCGCGACAAGAACGCAUGACGAAACAGACGAAGUACAUUCGCAAAGCACAACUGCGUCUACGAAGUGACGAAAGAGCCCUGCUCGAGCGUGCAAAGGUCCAUAAUGAUAUGGCGUAA
This is a messenger RNA of Mixia osmundae IAM 14324, 219 nucleotides long. RefSeq lists its product as uncharacterized. The transcript is spliced from 3 exons. NCBI's taxonomy places the organism in Eukaryota, Fungi, Basidiomycota, Mixiomycetes, Mixiales, Mixiaceae. The record is from RefSeq and is a predicted model, not a curated record. The coding region runs from base 1 to 219 and encodes 72 amino acids.